AUGAUGAACUUGCUGUCAUUACCAACUCCAUUCUGCGCUGGGAGCAGAGACUUGUAUCCUCACAGUGCUAAACUUCCUGAUGUCACAUAUAGGACACCAUGGACCAGAGGUAAAAAGUCAAAGUCACUUUUGUGCUGUCACUGUAAUGACCUAGUCUCUGCUCGGCUCUUUAACAAACUCCAUCAUUUGAAAGAAAAAGGAAUAAUAUUGACUUUUUGUUCACAAGGAAAAAAACUGUUACAAGAGGCCCAUUAUAUAGUACAAAAAACUACAGACCUGUCCAAGGUUGCAUUCAUAUACAGUACUUAAACAUAAAUAUAUGUGUUCUCCGUUUACCUUCUUUGUUGCAGGACAGGUGAUCUCUGCCUGCAAGCUCUCUGUCAGUGUGUCUGUGCUGGAUGACCUGAGAGGAAAAAUAAAACCCAUUAAUUCACUAGAAAGGUUCUGUGGACUGACGUUGUAAUAUUUAAUCAGAAUUUAAUUGAGUUAAUUUAGUUAGUGUCUCUAAAAAGUUUUGUUUGAUUCCAGAUUCAGUGAGACUCUGAGUGAGGUCAAAAAGGACUUGGAGGUGGUACCAAGCUCUAAUCCUGAUUCGCUGAUUGAUCAGGACAAGUUGGUUUGUCCACAAGAGUCACAGAUUAAUGAUCCGUGCCAGGAGUCAUUUAAUAGGUGCUCUGUGGAUGAUACAAAACCUGAAAAAGAUAAAGGUAACUAAACCCCCCUUUCAUGUAGAAAUUUCUUCAUUCUUCGUAAAGAAUUGAGACUGUGAUUCUGUGUCUCACAAAAUAUGUCAUCGUGUCAAAGAUCUUCUCCUGCCCGAAGAGCUCCUGGGUGUUGAUUACCUGCCACAUUUUAAAAGACAUUUACCCACACUGAAAGCCAAACUGUCCCGGCUGAGAACUCUUCCUGUGGCUGACCCUCUGCUGAGCUCAGCGGGACAGACCAUAUCUGAGGAAGCCAUAUUCAGGUGAUUGUUACAUCCUCAUGCUUACUCAACAGCACUUUAAAGGCAUAUUUGUCUUUAAUGCUACUUUGUGUUUUGUUUAAACAUGUUGGGUCAUGUUUCUUUUAGAUACUGUGCAUCUUAUGAAAAACCGCCUAAUAUGAAUACUAGUGAUAUUCAGGCAUGUGCAAACAUCCAGGAGGAGUUUGGGAAAGAGUCACUAAUCCAAGAAGAGGUAGCUGGACACCAGUAAUGAUUUAAGCAUUGCAUUUUUUUAACUCAUUAUUACUAUUACAUGUAACUAUACAUAUAUAUUCAUUUUUCUGUAGUCCCUACUGUUGCCACUUGUAGUUGACACUUUGAAUCUGAGCCAAGAAAACUGCUCCAACUUUUCAAACAUUUGUGGUCGUAUGAAUGUCCUUCCUGAGCAGCUUCAUGAGCUCCCCUCAAUCCUGGAGGUGCUCAAGAAAGGUAAAAACAAAAUUACAGGUUCUAAAAAAAAUCACAAAAAGUAAACUCAUAGAUUCCAGUCAAAUAUUUUUUCAGCUUUUUGGACAGAUGCACCAGUAUCAGUGGACAUUUCUCAAUAUGAGAUGCCAAAAGAGUCCAACAAAAAGAGCAGCAUUAAUGGAGACCUGCUGGAGUCAGAGCUGAAAGGUAAAAGUUGCAGAUUGUGAGCAUAAAAGUAUUUUGUUAGUUGAUCAUGUUAGGAUUUGGUCUAAAACUGUAUCUGCUGAAGGGAAAAUAUAGGAUGCAGUUAUUUAGGUGAAGUAGGAAAAAUACUGAAUCACUCUGAAUUUCUCUCAAACUUAAGUUUUGAUUUCCACAAUGAUUGCAGUGUAAUAAACUGCAUCUCAUUGGACGUUUAUGACACUGAAUAAUAGCAAUAACCAAAUGUUCAGGUUGGUUCAGGUAAAGCUUGUUUUUUCAUUGUGUUCAUUAUUGUCAAUUUUCACACUUAAAUAUUCUUAUUUCAUCAACAAGUUUUUUUUUUUUUUAUCAAGUCCUAUCUCUCAGUAAUGGUAGUACUGAAAAACAGUGUUAUAAGCAUUAGAAAUACAAGAGUAGAGCAUCUUAGAGUAUCCCAAAAAAUGUGAAAGAGAGAGUAAAUUAAAGGGAUAUUAUCACUAUUAUCUGCCAUGUUAUAAGAUUCAGAUAUAGCAUUUGUGGAUUGUUACCUCGCCCAGUGAUUGUCGGACUAAUCUAGAAGUGAAAGUUAAAGCUUACUUUACAAAUACAUGUGGGUUUGUUGCUUAAACGUCAUCUUCUUUUAAGGACGUUUGAUGCUUCCUACCGAUCUGGAGCUGGAUGUAACUCUGGCCUUGACCCCUGAUCAAACCAAUCAAACCCAAAUAUGUGCGUUCACAUGUGAACCUCAGAGAGAGGAGCUGUCCCCGCUCUGCAGACGGUUAGUAAUGAUAACUUAUGAAACACUCAUCCAGAGAAGGUUAAGUUUAUUUAACAAAAUAAAAAUAUUUUGUUUGUUGAUUUGUAUGUAACAACAUGGAGUCUUAUCUGUUCCAGCUGCAGGAAAGGAGACGUCUGUGGGGUCAUUUUAAUGUUACCCCACAUAAGAAAGUGUUAUUUCAUUAUAAUUGUUUUGUAGUUCUUUGGUGUCAGUGACAGCUCAGAAGGAGAUGGAGACUGCACUGUGGAAAGCAGAAAAACAUCCAGCGCCGGUGGUGAGCUUAUUGUUGGCAGGUAACUCCAUGGUUCCAGUUUUAAAGGUUUUUUUUAUUAUUACUUUAUUCCAAAGCUCAACAUUCACACUGUAUUUAUAAUAAGUGAUGUUUCAGUGUAGCAGUUAAAUCCCUAAACAACAUCAAGGACCAGGAGCUGUUUUUCCUCCUCAUGAAAACUACUCCCAAGUAUAAUGUAGUCCACAAAAUUAUUUUAAAAUUCUGUUGUUUUUUUUCCUUUUGCACAGUUUCGUCUGCUCCCUCUGCAAAACAUAACAAUUAUAAGCUCUGCUGGCCACUAGAGGUCACUGGUUGUCUGGAGUUUAGAGUCAUGACAUUUCAUUUGUAUUACCCCUCUAACAAAAAGAUAUGCUUGUAAAGUUCAAAAAGCCGUCAUCUGAUUCAGGAGUUUUGAAUCUUGAUGCUUAUGUUGUUAUAAUUUCAUGACUUCAAUAGCUGUGGGUCCUGCAGUGGUAAAGAGUGCAACUUGCAGAUAACUGAAAACUUUUUUUUUGGAAUCCUUGGGCUUUUGGUUGUUUCUAUGAACCACAUUUUUGAACAUAGAUUUUGUUAUUUUCAUUAUGGUGAUUUUUAAUUGCUAUUAUUAUUAUGAUUAUUAAUAUUAUUAUAUAAUAUUAUGAUAUAUAUGUAAUUUUUUUGUGUAGGAGAAUGGGUGGGACUCGAUAAGUUUCGACUUCUUUCCCUUCUUUUUUGUACAUGGAUAAUCAUUUGUUGUUGUAUUUUUUACUUUUUUAUUAUUACUUUUUUUAUAUGUUCGAAAUAAACUCCAAUUUCAUUCUAUGAAUUUUAACUUUUGGGAAUCAAUGUUUGGCAUAUGUUUUAAUUUCAAAUGCUUAUGUCGCUGGUAAACCCUUGCUAGUUUUUGAGACUAUCACUAAAAUUACAUCCAUAAAGUCUGUUCAGUAAAACAAAUUUCAUUUAUUUUCUUGCAGAGCCUCAGAGUAAUGAAACUGCUGUUGACUUCCAGCCCUUGUGCGAAGCCUUGAAAGUUGUCAAUCUGGAGAAUCAAAAAGUUGGUUUUGCUCACAAACUGCAGUCAGAGAUGAGGAUGAAUUUAUGCAGCAACCAUGACUUUACAGAGAGCAUAGAGACUGAGUUUUCCCCAAAAGAGCAGGAGGAGCAUAUGGAAGACUUCCAAAAGCUGCCAUGUGAACAUGUGGAGUGUAAGAAUGUGACUUUCUUAUUUGUGAGAUGAUAGAAAUGUUAAUUUAUCAACUUUACUUUUUGUCCAUUGCCCCCCUCCGUAUUGAAGUGACAGACUCUGGGUCAUAAAUAAAACUAAUCAUUCUUCCACAACUGUCUGGAGCUAACUGUUUCAAAGAUAUUCCCCAGCCUAGAGCUAAAAUCUUCCAAAAUCCAUCCCUUUUCUUUUUUUGACGGUUUGUGAUUUGUGAACGUUUGUUUCAGCUAUGCAUCACUUUUUUUUUUUCAAAUAUUAAAGUUUAAGCAACAUUGAAGUUUUGAACGAAUCUAAUCUCCUCUGAUUUCAGUCACAGACACACCUAUCCUGAUGACUCCUGUGAGCAAAACUCAGUCACCUCCCCUGAGGAAAUCUGAAACUGCUCCUCCUAAAGUUACUGCAGAUGGCAAGCUUCCCCAAAGAGCGACAUCUUCCAGCACAUCCCAGAGAUCCUUUCUGUUGCCCUCUUUCACCACAAACACCAAGAGAGCCAUUUCUGCUGCUGUGAACGGCAUUGAAGACAAAGUUUUACCUCAGAAGAUUCCAGCAGUUUCUAUCGUGUCUUCUGCAAAUCAGAGCAGCAUAACAGCAGGUAGAGAAAAUUCUCAGACCAGGCAAAGCACCCACAAUCCUCAGCAGGCUGCAUCCUCCAGACUUGACAUCAGGAGUGAUCACAGAGGUCCUCAGUGUACAAGAUCAGAGAAGGACCUGGACCCCCUGUCCACCUUCAUAAUGCUGAGAUCCCAGCAGACAGAUCCACCUGCUGCAGAAGCUCUGAACCCAGCCAGCCAUCAGUCUCCAGGUAGAUCAUUGUUCCAAUAGAUGAAAUGGUUCAAAUUAAAACAUCAUGCAGUUAACAUCUUGACCAUCAUCCUUAAAUGCUCACUGUAACCUUUUAUUAAUUUGCUGCUUUUAACUGUGUACAAAAGAAAGAUAUUUAUUUCUUGUGCAUGGGCUGUAUUAGCUUGGAAGUGGUUGUCAAGUGACAUUUUAGUCAAAUUGAUGUUUAUCAGCUUUAGCUUGAGCAGUAGAAAUAGAUCUGAAAAUAGUACGUUAAGCAUUUUUCAGCUGUUUUUUUAUGUUUAUAUAGAAGUUAUUUGCUCUCAGGUAAAACAGAAAUGUGGACUUGACCACCAUUGAAGUUGGAACAUGAAGGUUUUUUUGAACACUGGCGCCAUCCUGUGGCAAUAAAAGGGCAGGGGACAUCGGCUUUACACAGUUUUUUAUCCACUGUAUUUAAAAUGCAUUCAGCUUUUCAUAGAUUUACAGUACAUAUUUCUUAUAAAAAUGAUAAAUAACACAGAGCUCAAAUAAUUAGUGCCAAUUCAAUACUCACUAAAGAAAUCAGUAUAUUAAGAAUUAUUCAUUUUAAAAUAUUAUAAAGUUACAAAAUAAGCACAAACAGCAAAAUCUGUAAAUCAGCUAAAGAAAUACUCACUGCAGACCUGCUGCCUUUUGCUUGAUGACCUUUUCAGGUUUUUUUUGUCUUGUUGUGCUCAGUAAUUCUGAUUUUAAAAAAAACUUUCAUAUAAGGACUCCUUUAAGAUACUCAAGGUCACCUUACAAAUACAAUACCAAUAAAAACAGACUUAAAUUAGAGGGCUCAGUAAACACACAACAAAAACACAAAAAUAUACAGUAACAGGCUGAACUGAUCUGCAGUUUAAGUCAUAUGUGGUGUGGUUACGAUGGAUUCUUUCUCUCUUUCAUGUACUUUCAUGUACACUCUGUAAUCUUGCACGGUUUUUGUUUUUCCAGGGCAAAAGACACAAGAACAGACACAGCCUCAGCUGCAGCCUCCUCCAGAUGAGGUGAAGAUAUCAGAUAGAAGGCCGAUGUACAUAAGCGGUGCUGUGUUAGGAAACGCUACCAGAGAGCAGCACACACCCUCUCAGCUGACAGGCCAAACCUUAAGUCAGGAGAGCAGAGUCGUACAAGUCCAAGCUACGGGUAUAAAAAACACUGUGAGAGUGUUUACAAAGGAGGAGAAAAAAACGGCAAAUCCUGAUAUCAUCUACGCUCCCUUUCUUACUUACAGACAGCCAGCAGCGUGCCUACUUAGAGCUGCUGGCUUUUGCUCAGCCAUGUCUGAGCUCAGCCAGACAGCUUGGGCUCAGAACCUCAGCAGGGGAAGACUUCAGCUGCCUGGCCCCUGACCAAACACACUUCCUCCUCAGGCAGCAGGAGAAGGCACUCAGCAGGGCACAGGCACAAAGCACAGAGCUGGUCAGAGGUACAAAAUGUCAUUUCAUCAUGCAGAAACCAACAUGUGCAAUCAUAUAACUAAAUAUUCUGCUACUAACAGCAUUACUUGAAUGCAUUUAUGCUGCUGGUUUUGUGUUGUAUGUAGAUCAGGACCUGCUAUUCAAUCAGGUGACUCUGCUUCAUGUGCUGGUGACGUUCAAGGAGCUGCUGCUGAAGUGUGAUCUUAGCACUGCGUGUGGUCAGUAUAGCUGGCUUUGAAACCUUUUAUAUACAAAUUUCGUGACUUAAAAAUGCUUUUAUAUGAUUUGACUUACUACUUCACUACUGUAAGAACAUUUCAUCAGGUAAAGACAGACCUAUAUCAUGCAAAUAAACCAGUACACUUAUCAGGAUAUGUUCUAAGACUCUAUCACUUAUGAAACUGAAGAAUCUAGUUUUUCAAGGUUGCUUACUGAGCUUGUAGUAGUUUGUAAUCUUUGCAAUCAUGUGAAUAAUUGUUGACAGAGUCCUACUUUGAGUCAUUGGUGGUGUUUUUUUUUGUAUGUGUGUGUGAACUGAAGGCUACCUAACCCAGGCAGCUGAGGCCUGUUCAGAGCAGAGCCUGCAGCAGCUGGUGAAGAGGCUGCAGAUCAUUCUCCACCUCAGUCACAAGAACCAGGAGCCGAACUUCAAACUGCUGGAGCUGCAGCAGGAGCUGGCUGAAUGGCUGCUCUGCAGGAAAGGACAGAAAAUCAUGGAAAAAGUCAGUUUUAGAAAUAAAUAAAAAAACAUACACACAGUGCCAUUUCUGAGUAUUUUUGGAUUAUGUUUAUAACUUUUCAUUCAGCUGUAAUCUCAGGUCUGGAUACUCCAUCCAUCAUUUUAAUUUGUGUGAUUUUUUCCCCUGGUUGAUUUGUUUUCUUUAGAUUCUUGUCAUGUUAUCAGUUGACUCGGAAGAAAACACAUCUGCAAUCAUCAGUAGUCUGAGCCAAGUGACCGGUGAGCUGCUCUUGUUCUGUUUGACUCAUCCCAGCAGUCAGAACUAAUAUUUAUUAGAUUGAGAUUCCUGUUUUUUAUGCACCAAAUCAACACAAAAAUGCCUAAAGUUUGAUUCGAGUUUUUAAACAAUCAGUUUUGUAUUUAACUCAUAACUGACUCAGUCUAUCAAGUGUGAUGGAAUCAAUAUAUAAAGCCUCAAUCAGAAUUUUGGAGUAAAAAAGAGAGAUUUCACCACAAGCUUAUAUAAAAAGAUAAAAUUAAAAAAAUAAAAAUAAAAACACAAUUUGUCUGACUAAAUUAAUGUGAAACACGUUUGUAAUAUUAAUUGGACAACUGAGAGUAAUUCCUGAUUAUGUUUGUGUCAAAUAUCUACAUCUGUAUUUAAUUUCUGUCUCAGGUGGGGCUGUCACUGCAGUUUAUCCCGAGAAGGACAAGAAGAAGCUCAAUGGUGCCGUUGUCAUCAGCAGGUGAAACUGGAGCUGUUUAUGAUGAAUUUUUACACACAGUUUACUUUUCAUAAUAGUAACUCAAAGUUAUCUGAUCAGGUGAAAGCUCAUGAAUCAGAUCAAAUUCUAAAAAUUGGUUCAGAAGAAAAAAAAGUGUUGAAUAAUUGAACAAUAUUUGGAGAUUAAGGUUUAAACUUAUUUACAACAGACCUUAAAUAUAAUUUGGCAUUUUCUAGGAGAUCUGUUAAAAUACAAAAAGCUGAUAAAACAGAAAAUUGUUUUAUCAUCUUUAUAUAUUCUACCACUGAACCCUAUUGUCAAAGCUGUGUGCGUUUUUAUUGUAAGAGAGUACAUGGUGUGCAGUUCACUGUGUCAAAGGAAAUAUUUCAAGCUGCUACGCUACACUUAACAAAGUCUAAUCACACUCCCAUCCUGUCCCACCAGCGUGCGUGACAGUGUGUGCGUGUUGGUGUGUGAGCAGCAUGUGGGCCCUGAUUUCCCCUGGAAGUGUUUCUCCCUUGUCGUGGAGUAUGACCACCCUGGCCAGUCACCAUGGGCAACAGUGUGCAGAGAGAGGGGGGUCAAUCACCUCACAUUCAAUACAAUCAUCUCCCACAAUGGUGAGCUGCCAGUAAAUACACAUUAUUCAGUCAGCCUUUAUUUAUGUUGCGCUAGUUUACAACAAAGGUUAUGUCAAGGUGCUCUUCAAAUAGAGCAGAUCUAGACUGUACUCAUGCCAUCUCAUUCCUACAUAAGAGAAAAACUUUGCACCAUUUAACAAGCUCAAGUGGCAAGAAAAAACUUCCUUUCAACAGGCAGAAACCUCAAGCAGAACCAGACUCAUGUUAGACAGUCAUCAGCUGAGACUGUGUCGGGAUUGAAAAGAAGAUAAAGUGAGAUGCAGAAAGAAAGAGAUGGAUACAGAUAACUAAAACAACAACAGCUGCAGCUCGUAAAAACUUUUGGUUAUGGUCUCAAUAAUAACAGUCAAAAUAGUAUGUUUACAUUCAAAGAAAUCCAAUUUAUGAUGGUAGACUGAUCUUAAUUUAUGGCAGAUAGAGUUAACAUGUCUAAUAGUAGCAUUUGUAAUAAAGAAGUUUAUAAUAGAGAUAAUAGAGAUGGGAAUAGAGAUAAUAAUGAUAAUAUUAGGUAUAGCAGUUGAAGUUGAGUGUGUGUUGUUGGAUUGUUGUUUACCAAAUGUGUCUCUUCCUCCAAACAGAGCCUGGAGAGGUCUCAUGGUGCCUGGAGGACAAAGUGCCAUAUGUGUUAUUUGUGACCGAGGGGCUUCUGAACUGUCCGCUGCUGCUCCAGACACUCGAGUCAGGGUAUGGUCUCAAGUCCAGUUUACAAAUAGUUUGUAGAGCUUGAAUGAGACAAAUGCUGCAGUGAGUGACAUUAAAAUACAAACUUAUCAACACAGACUUAGUGUGCCUUUUGGCAAACAACUUGGAUCACAGAUUUUGCUUGAGUCUGCGCACUUGAGGCAAAUAAAAAUGAUUAUAAUACAGCAAAGAAAAAGUGAAUGGACCUUCAAAUUUACCCCAAAAGUUCUAGUUUUUAUGAAGUCAUUUGUUUGUUUUUUUUGUGUUUAAGAAAAGCUAAAAACUUUGAUUUGAACUUCAGUCUCCAAACAUAACAAGGCUGAUAAAACUCAAUGUAACCACCACUGCCUUGGUCUGGGUUGCUAUGGCGAUUCAUUGGUUCGUUAAAAACGCUGCAAAGGCUGUCUGCCCACUCUCACAGAAGUACAUUUGUUCAGAAAGCAUUUUAAGCGUAAGUCAGCUUUAUAAAAAUGUGUUUCCACCACAACAAGCCAGUGAUAACUUAUCGCUUAAAUACCAUAUGGUGUUCAGAAGGUGUGUGUGUGUGUGUGUGUGUGUGUGUGUGUGUGUGUGUGUGUGUGUGUGUGUGUGUGUGUGUGUGUGUGUGUGUGUGUGUGUGUGUGUGUGUGUGUUGUAGGUUUAAUAUAACUGUGCUGGAGAGGAGCCACUGCCCCUCCUUGCAGAUGCUUGGAGGAACCCAUCAGUACGCUGUGAUUACAGUGAAUGAAAGCACGGCCAUCAUUGUUCAGGUAAGAGGAGAUAAAAGCACGUUCAGCAGCAUCCUUUAAGGGACACAAACAGGCAUCAACAACACACACACAUGCAGCAAAGAACUCCAUAUUUUUAUCUCCCUCCACUCAGCUUCUUAGGUAUUGCAUAGGUACGCUGCAAUGACUUUAACAUAACUCAGCUCCUGCAACUCAGUGCCCAUGUGUGUGUUUUUUGUAUGUGUGCAGAAGGAGGAAGAACUGUGUCAGGAGCGUGCCAGUGAGCGGGUUGUGAUGAGACUCACGGCUCUGUCUCUGCAAUACAACUGCUGUUGGCUCAUCCUGUACUGCCCAGACCUCCAAGGAGGAGGGUCAGUUCUCACCCUCAUUCAUGUAAACACACUAAUGCAGUUGAAUACGAAAAUGCAGAUGACAUAUGUUACAUACCAAAAGAUGUGUAAGGGGAUGAUGGUGGUAACAAUAGUAACAAAAAAGAACCAAGGUUAAGUAACGGCAUUCAGGGUAAUUAAUCAAACAGAAAUGUUUAUUCUCUGAGGUUAAACAACCAACUUAAAACAAGCAAUAAGCCGAGAAAAACACUGAUACGACAAAAAUAGUAAGCUAAGGUAGCAAAGGAAAACAGCAAAUGCACUUCAGGCUCCACUGCCACUGGAGGCCUGCUCAGUCCAGCCACUGAACCAUACCAGAGUCACACACUCGUUCAAACAGGUCCACACAGGAUCGCUGCCAGAGGAGCGAAUGAGAGAGAGACCACAGCCAUAUCUUCCUUUAUAUAGUCUGCUACUCAUCAGCAGAUCAGCCACACCUCUACUGCAGUGGAGAAAACCUGCAGGGAGAGAGAGAAAACAGCACAAACACCCAGGGCAUGUAACAACAUAGAUUCUACAUACACAUGCUCACCUCAAGUGUUUCUUUCCACGCAGAUUUUCCAGUGAAGCCUUUAAUAACUUGGUGUUGGUGUAUUCCUCUCUGGUGUUGUUUAGCAUGAAGUCAGAGGAUCUGGACGUGAAGGUAAAAGGCAAAUAUGAUUUAAUCAUCUGCCUUCAACUGUCCCUGUUUUGAAAAUAUCUUAAAAGACAAAGUAAGGGACGUAAGUCGUUCACAAGUUCAGUCUCCCACUGUGUCUGUCAGGUGCUGAUUGUGUCCGAGGUGGUGGAGGUGGCUAAAUGGAUCAGUCAGAUCUGCUUCCACAGCCUGAUGGCCGGUGACAGAGACCCUGUCGACUACCUGGACAGAGACUGGCUGGCUGUGAUCCCCUCAGAGGUGAUUUAUCAUGAAGAUUGAUCUUUGCCUAAAGAUAAGUUCCUGCUGUGGCCCCAACUUCAGCUUUUCACUCCUGUGCUUUAACAUUAGAUUUUCUUUUCCUCAGGAGGAGAAAUGUUUGUGCCAGUUCCCAUGUGUUAACCCUCUGGUUAGUCAGUUAAUGCUGAGACGAGCACCGUCUUUUCGGUGGCUCCUGGGGGCCUCCCUUUCUCAGCUGCAGGAGCUGCUUCCUGAAGUGCCACAAAAAGUCCUGAAGGUAAGAAAAGAUCUUCCAAUUUAUGAUUAA
Molecule: messenger RNA, 11051 nt
Organism: Xyrichtys novacula (pearly razorfish)
Lineage: Eukaryota; Metazoa; Chordata; Actinopteri; Labriformes; Labridae
Source: the annotation of a GenBank genome assembly